This is a messenger RNA of Lycium barbarum (goji berry), 639 nucleotides long. RefSeq names its product disease resistance protein RPV1-like. The coding region runs from base 1 to 639 and encodes 212 amino acids. Gene Ontology annotation, molecular function: protein binding. The transcript is spliced from 5 exons. Lineage: Eukaryota; Viridiplantae; Streptophyta; Magnoliopsida; Solanales; Solanaceae. The record is from RefSeq and is a predicted model, not a curated record.
AUGGGUGAAAAUAUCAUACGGGAGGAGUACAGUAACAACAUAAUAUGGCUUCCUGAGGAGCUAACAGAAAAUGUGGAAAGCCUAUGUAUCCCAACAGUUUACAAUUUUGAAAAUGAUCCUUAUAUGGGCAACUUGAAGCAUUUGGACCUAAGCUACAACCAUGGGUUAACAAAAAACCCUAAUUUUGGUGGUAUGCCAAACUUGGAGACACUAUAUUUACGGGCGUGUGAGAAUUUGGAAGAUGUCCAUCCCUCUCUUGGACAUUUCAGAAUGCUAACGAAAUUGAAUUUGAGUGGUUGUUGCAAACUUAAGAAGCCUCCAGAAUUGAGAUUGGGCAAUUUGAAGCUUUUGAAUCUAAUCUUGUGCAAUGGGUUAACAGAAACCCCUAAUUUUGGUGAUAUGCCAAACUUGGAGACACUAAUUUUAUGGAUGUGUAGGAAUUCGAAAAAGGUCCAUCCCUCUCUUGGACAUUGCAGAAUGCUUACGGAAUUGAAUUUGAGUGGUUGUUGCACACUUAAGAAGCUUCCAGAAUUGAGAUUGAGCAAUUUGAAGCGUUUGGAUCUAAGCUGGUGCAGUGGGUUAACAGAAACCCUUAAUUUUGGUGAUAUGCCAAACUUGGAGACACUUAUGGAAGUGUGA